This is a messenger RNA of Andrographis paniculata, 3591 nucleotides long. RefSeq names its product putative pentatricopeptide repeat-containing protein At1g10330. Gene Ontology annotation, molecular function: protein binding; RNA binding. NCBI's taxonomy places the organism in Eukaryota, Viridiplantae, Streptophyta, Magnoliopsida, Lamiales, Acanthaceae. Bases 172 to 1578 code for a protein of 468 amino acids. The transcript is spliced from 4 exons. The record is from RefSeq and is a predicted model, not a curated record. Gene Ontology annotation, biological process: RNA modification.
AUUGAACAAAUCUCAUAGUAAUUUUAUAAAAUUGUGUGAAAUCUUAUAUUCAAAAUAGUGUGAAUUUUGUGCAAGGCUAUAAAUAAUUAAUUUGUCUUGUUUAUUUGUGGCUCCUGUUUUGUCCUGCAGUGUUUUACAGGUUGAGGAGGAGACUGCAACUAAAUCGGCGGUAUGUGGAAGAAGGUACGGAUACGUUCGCCGGAGCUUAUGCUUCACCUUCUUCAACGUUUCAGCAAGCGGUCGAGGCUGGUGAAGCAGACGCAGUCCUUGAUGAUCACCAAUGGCCAUCUCCUCAUAACAGAUCAAUGGAUCAACACACUUCUCUACAACGCUCUCAUCAGAAGUUACCUCUGCUUCUCCAGCCCUCGCAUCUCUCUCCUCCUCUUAGUCCAGAUGCUUCGCCAUCAGUCUCCUCCCAAUAGCUACACUUUCCCUUCUCUUCUUAAAGCUACUGCUUCUCUCAAUGCCUUAACUCUCUGUUCCGCGUUUAAUUCGCAGUGUGUUAGGCGAGGGCUGUUCAACGACCCCUUCGUCAGGACUUCCUUCGUCUCUGCUUACUCACAUGUUGGCGACAUGAGGAGUGCACGCAAGGUGUUCGACGAAAUUCCUCAACCGUGUAUUGUUUCGUAUAAUGCAUUGCUUGAUGGUUUGGCGAGGAAUGGCCACAUGUCUAAGGCUGUUUCGACUUUCUUCAACAUGCCUAAACGAGAUGUUUAUUCGUGGACGAGUGUGAUCGCUGGUUAUAUGCAGAGAGGAUGCUUUACAGAAGCUGUUUCUUUCUUCGCCAAAAUGAUGGUUGAUGAGGAUGCAAUCCAUGGAAGGUUAAGGCCGAGCGAAGCUACCUUCGUUUGCAUCCUGUCGUGCUGUGCGAAUUCGGAUGACGGAUCUGCACUGUGUCAAGGGAAGCAAAUUCAUGGAUACGUGAUUAGAAACAACGAAAUUGGUGUCUUUGUGGGAACAGCGCUGAUAACAUUCUAUGGGAAGAUGGGCUGCUUGAGCUGCGCAUUCAAAGUAUUCGAUCUCAUGACUGUGAAAGAAGUUUGCACUUGGAAUGCCAUGAUAUGUUCAUUGGCAUUGAAUGGGAGAGAAAGUGAAGCUCUACAAAUGUUCAACAGGAUGAAGACUACAUCGUUGCAUCCAAACGAGGUUACUUUCGUGGGAGUUCUAUCAGCAUGUUCCCGAGCAAGACUAGUGGCCACGGGCAUGGAGCUGUUCCAAACAAUGUCGCGUGACUUUGGCAUUACGCCGAAGAUGGAACAUUAUGGAUGCGUGGUGGAUCUUCUAGGCAGAAGUGGUCUGUUAAAAGAGGCCUACAAAUUUGUGACAAGCAUGCCAUUUGAGGCUGAUGCAUCUGUUCUUGGUGCCCUUUUGGGGGCUUGCCGAGUUCACAAAGAUGUCAACUUGGGAAACGAAGUAGGCCACCGGCUACUCGAGCUGCAGCCAAGGCAUUGCGGGCGAUACGUGCUGCUGUCCAGCAUAUACGCCGAGGCAGAGAAAUGGGAUCACGCUGCAGCCCUGAGGAAGGCCAUGGCACACGCCGGGAUUCAGAAAGUUCCGGCCUUUAGCAUAGCAGAUUGAAGAUAAUAACACCAUCUCUUUCAAGAAGCAACAAGAUCUUACAAGAACAUACAUACAUUUACGCGGAUACACUAUGAGUUUGUCUUCCGAGGAAGUAUGUAAUACUCAAAUCGAUGGUUUGCGCCGCUGGAAGACAAAGAGGGAGCCUCUGGAACCUAAUCCGAGCCGGAUCUUCUCAUCUAUAUAUGUGAUUCGAAGUUUCACUUCGCUCUGGCCACCGUAUGUGAACUCCAGUCCUCCAACCUUGAGCUCGGGUGGCUCGAACACUACUUGGAUCCAUUCUUCAUCCAAAGCCCUCAGUUUUCCUGCAAGCGACAUUGGAUGAUGAUCGAGCUCUUUUCACAAUGGCUAUGAAGGAAAGGAGGAGCAUAUAACUAACCCUUCAAUGAAACUUCACCAUCUACAAAGCCCAUAAGAGAGAAGGUUACACAAUUGUUGACAGUAUCAGGAGCUUCCACAACCUGUUUCAUAUCCUUGGUUUUGAAAAAAACUCGACCUAAUGCACUCCGGUAUUCGCCGCCCGGCGACGUCGGGUUUGAACAAUACAGCACGUCCCACUCUGCGCGCAGACGACGGGGUUUAGUUGGAUCAAAUAGUUUUUAUUUGUGAGAAUUGGAGGAUCUAGAAUGAGAGAAUAGCUGGUGGAAUGUUCUUCAGUUCACCUCCAAAUAUGAGAGGGCACUUCACUGGCUCUGCAACACAGAAGCUCUGCAGUUCAUUAGCCACUUCCGCAACCUUUUGAUGCUCAUCCUUGCUUAGUAGAACCCCUCUAUCUGUUUGCACGACCUAUGUAAGCAGGAAAUCUCAGUUUUGGUUCGCUUCUGGCUAUCGUAAUCAUCAAAGCUACAAAAACACAGCGGAGAAGCAAGGAGAUGGCGAAAGGAUUGUGAAAAGCGCAGGAGAUUUUUAUGCAGAGUAGGUUCAAAAUUGCGCGAAUUUAGGGUUUCGAAAGAAGGCAGAGGUAACAGCAAUUAUCGAAUUCGCUUCUUAUCCUAUUUCUAAUCGAUUCAGGAACUAGCGAUACUAAGAUUUACGAUUGAACAAUUAUCAUCGCAUCAUCUACUCGAGGAAACACUAUAUAGAACUCACCAUGGACACGAGUCUGUCCACCAGAUCGUCCGGCUUCGCCGGCGCCGGCGCCGCCGACACCGACAACGCUCCGCAGAUACGCAUCGCAGCGCUGGAUCGACGGUUGCACGGUAGAUAAACUUCAUUAGAAAAUCUCCUUGCCGAGAAAGAAAACGGGGCGGGGAAUUCAGCAAAUGCCUUUGCAGUUGAACAAGCGGCCAAACUCGCCAUUUUCACAGAGAGCUUCUUCAACAAUCACCUCCAAAUUUCAUGUAGCGCAGAUGGGCCCACUGUAAUUCAAAUCCAUGGACAGAAUCUCGCCACGUGUCAAACAAGGAUCCAGUUAUCAAGUCCAAUUCGGGCCUCAAAUUUCAGUCAUCCCAUCCAGACAGUGUAGUGCUGCUGGAUAGUGUCGAUGUCCAAGCCCUUAAGCUUCACAACAGACUCAACAUGCCCCUUCAGAGUAUGCAGCUCUCUCAGCCUCGCCACCUCCGCCCGCCGUUUUGCCUGUUCCGCGAUUUCCGACAGCUCCCUGUAGCUGCUCUUCUCGUUGAACAUCCCCGAACUCUCCGGAGGAUGAAGCCCGUGCAGCGUCCGCUGAGCCGUCGCCCACUGAGCUUCACGUUCUUCCUUCCCAUAGUUGGACUUUGUAGUGAAAGCAGUCUGGAAGCCAAACCAAGCAAAAAGAGUAGAUUGUCCCAUGCUUUCCCACUGAGGACGUAUCGAAUGCAGAAUUUGAGGAUGUCGAGUGGGAAGUAUGUCACCAGGCUGUAUAGCCAGAUGACACCUGCCCACCCCCACCCACAUCCUUUGAUCUUUGCAAAGUUCCAAUUGGCAUACACAGCUAUCAGAGUGGCAACCUGUGUUGUUUAUUCAAACAUCUGGGCUAUCAGGAAAGCACUCAGUAGCAUCAUUCCGGGGCGUUCGGUGUAAGACCAGCUGCGC